GCCUCGACGGAGGCGGCGGUAGCGACGUCCGGCGUCGCGACGCUUGCCGUGCCGUAUCGUGUCGCGUGUCGCGUCAUCAGCUGCAGCAAAAUCGUCCACGCAAACUCGUCCGAUGUAAUCUGUGUGGAGCAAAAAAAAGAGGAAGUUGCGCAUGUCAGCGGGAUCCGAGAAGGGUUAUGGCGUUAGAGUAGUACGGGAUAUAUGACAUAACGGGUGGCUAACAAAAGUACAUUGGUUGGUCGGGAUAACUAAAUGGGUGAAUUUACUUUAAGUGGCUGCCCGAACAUUAUUUCCUCAUUGAGUGCAGUGGACAUAUCGGUGAACGCCGGCAAUACUAGUUCCAAUCUAAUUUAUUUCACCACACCUAAGCGAAGUGAAUCCCGUUCAACAAAUAUGCAAGAUGAAUUUGUCGACAAAACAGCUGUUGUUGCUGUAUGUUGCUGUGCACCUGACGGAUCCGAGGACACCGUCGACAAGAAGGAGGACGGAAGCGUCGCAGGUGAUAUGCAGGAAACAUCCAAGUGCGACGGACAGGCUAUAAAGACCACCGGACCCGCGGCAUUGUUCCAGCCCGAUCAGACCAGUACACCUGAUCCGAGUACCCUCUGGUCGACGGGUAUCGAGGAGGCCUUCGUACCGAACCUACCAAAUGUGAAUAGUAGUUUAGGUUUUCAAAAUUUCUCUCCACCACAACAGCAGCAACAACAGCAGCAGCAACAACAACAACCACAAUCGCAGCAGCAACAACCGCAGCAGCAGCAACAACAACAAGCCCAUCUCUUCAACCAGAACCAAGGAAGGCGCGCGAUUACAGCAAGCCACAACUUCCCGCAUAACAUAACACGUCCGCAGCCCUUGUACAAGAACUACGGCACAUGGGGCAAUCCUGGACAGAGCUGGUCGACGAACACGUCGGUAUGGAACCGGGGCCGGAGCGUACCAAACCUGACUCCACUACAGCAGAUGGGAGUCGCGAACAGAAAACCAAGUCCUACAUUCAACCAGCAGCAGCAAGUCAUCUCUCCCGUCAAGUUUAGGAGAAGUACUUCCUAUCCUGGCAAGGGGCCCUUUCCACAGCCACCCACCUUCGAAAUCACUAAUAUGGAUGAAACCCGAGAACUCCAUCCGUUUCAGGAGAGGUGCGGUGUCGUGAAUGCCAACGGCGGAAGCCCUCUGGAAACGAUGAAGGGCUUCGAGCACAUCCUCAAUGACAUCAUGAGGACCCCGUCGGAACCCAGCGAUCUUCGAGGAUUCAUAAAUUGCAAUGCCAAUGCCUACCAAUCGCUGUCGCAACUGCAAGCGAAAGGUGGCUACUUCAGCGGUCUCGAGGAGCAGGCAGGCACUGUCCUGCUAGAGGAACCCAGUCACCUGGUGGAUGGCUCCUUGGGUGGAGCUCAACCAAUGAGUUCACCCUCCAGAUCCUCGCCACACUCCCAAGGCUCCGAAGGCGGCGAGAGGUUCUCCCGCAAGGUCUUCGUAGGUGGACUACCACCAGACAUCGAUGAGGAUGAGAUCACAGCUAGUUUUAGGCGGUUCGGUGCGCUGGUUGUCGAUUGGCCGCACAAGGCGGAAAGCAAAAGCUACUUCCCUCCGAAGGGUUACGCUUUCUUGCUGUUCCAGGAUGAGAACUCCGUUCAAAGCUUAAUAGACGCAUGCAUAACCGAUGAGGAUAAGCUGUAUCUAUGCGUAUCAUCGCCUACAAUAAAAGACAAGCCCGUGCAGAUCCGGCCGUGGCGACUCUCAGAUGCUGAUUUUGUCUUAGACGCCUCGAUGCCGCUUGACCCCAGGAAAACGGUGUUCGUCGGUGGCGUGCCGCGUCCUUUGAAAGCAGUUGAACUAGCGAUGAUAAUGGACAGACUGUACGGGGGUGUCUGUUACGCCGGAAUCGAUACGGACCCGGAACUCAAAUAUCCGAAAGGGGCUGGUCGGGUGGCUUUCAGCAAUCAACAAAGCUAUAUUGCUGCUAUCAGUGCGAGAUUUGUGCAACUGCAGCAUGGCGACAUCGACAAGAGGGUAGAGGUGAAGCCCUACGUCCUGGACGAUCAGAUGUGCGAUGAGUGCCAAGGGCAGCGAUGCGGAGGUAAAUUCGCUCCGUUCUUCUGCGCCAACGUCACCUGUCUUCAAUACUACUGCGAGAAUUGCUGGGCGACGAUUCAUUCGCGUCCAUUGAGAGAGUUUCACAAGCCCCUGGUGAAGGAGGGUGCGGACAGGCCAAGGGCGGUUCCUUUUCGCUGGUGUUAACGUAGGGGCGCUUAGUACAGCGACCGCCCUUUAGCUUAUUACCAAAGGUCGCUGUCUGUCUCUGCAUAGGCAUAAUUAUAUAUUAUCUAGUAGCAAUUAUACAUAUACAUACAUAUACUAUAUAUUAUAUAUAUGUAACCAGUUAUCUUUCUGAAUGCGCUGGUGGCAGCGGAUCCACUCAAAAGCACUGGCCAAAAAGAAAAAGAAAACGUUGGACGAGUGAAGAACUGUCUCCUCUCUGCUCGCAGGAACUGAUUGUUGUGUUAUAUAAAUCUAGUAAGUCAAGUCCCAAAGUCGUCCUACCCAUCCGUAUUCUGUAAAUGACUUCGACCAGUUCGGAGGGCGGAAGGACCCGCGCCCAUCGUAUUCCGAACACGUGUCUACCUAUAUCAUCGGGGUUAUAUCAUUGGCAAUACGUCUGCCAGAGCCGCGCCGACUUCUUCCCAGGCGGCCACUGCUACCAAAAAAAAAACUUUAUACCACCACCCCUCCCCCAACAAACUCAAUCCUACCUCCCACGCCCCCACGAAACAGGUGCAUCGUGUAAUAUUAUUAUUUCUUUUAUAUAUCAUUUUCUGUUUUGUUUCAAGUAUUACGAAACGCCCGGGAGGAAGACGACGCGGAUUUUAGCCCUGAAAAGGAAUAACUAAUGCUAUAGUAUUUCCUAAAACACCCCCUCAUGUACCGAGUUUUAUAACCCCUCCCCUCUAAUCCUAAAUACAACCCGUCACUCCUCUGAA
Nicrophorus vespilloides is the source of this 2981-nucleotide messenger RNA. It is a transcript of the gene orb2, whose product is annotated as cytoplasmic polyadenylation element-binding protein 2. The transcript has 7 exons. Lineage: Eukaryota; Metazoa; Arthropoda; Insecta; Coleoptera; Silphidae. The record is from RefSeq and is a predicted model, not a curated record. The coding region runs from base 253 to 2241 and encodes 662 amino acids. Gene Ontology annotation, molecular function: mRNA regulatory element binding translation repressor activity; mRNA 3'-UTR binding; ribosome binding. Gene Ontology annotation, cellular component: synapse; cytoplasm; nucleus. Gene Ontology annotation, biological process: negative regulation of cytoplasmic translation.